AUGGAUCGGGUAGCAGGACACCACCUGAAAGGCUAUAACAAUGAUAUCAUGAAUCCAGCCUUACCACCGAAAUUACACAAAAGUUUAACGAAUUUAAAAACUUCAUCAUCCGCCGCCUCCUCCUCCACGGGCCACAAUAACCACCACCAUCAACAACAACAACAACAGCAACACAACAACACUAAUGUGAUCGCCACAUCAUCAUCAUCGGCUACAACAAAUACUUCACAUCGAAAUAAUACGUCAUCCCACAAAAUGAACGAGGGUGGUGGCGGCUCCUCAUCAGCAAAUUGUUCGAAUACCAUAAAUGGUGGCGCCUAUAGUAGUACCCUGAAUCCAUCCUCCACAUCCACAUAUUUGGCAGCAGCUGCAACAGGAGCAUCUUCAACCAACUGUUCCUCUCCCUCCCCCUCCGCUUCCACAACCUCUGUACAAACCAUAUACACACUAAGUAAACCCUCCUCUUCAUCGUUAUCGGCUGCCCUAAUUGGCUUAACCAACAACAACAAUAACACCACAACCACCUGCACACCACCCACACCCUCGAAUCGUCACGCCACAAAGGAUCAUCAUGAUCACAUUAUGAAAAUACAGCCACCAUCAUUGACACUUCCAUUGAGUACUACGUCGACCACAUCAUCGUUUACCAGUUCCACAAGUAAAAUUAACUCUUCAACAUUUUAUCCCUUGCAAAACAAUGUCACCUAUACGCUGCCAAAGAAUGUGGGAGGUGGUAAGAUGUCCCUGAACAGUACCAUCAACAGUGUGGUCAGUAAGGUGCCAUCGGUGAUUAGUCUACCGCCAACGGGUAGCUGUGAAUCGAAUAUCACCAAUUAUCAUGGCCAUGGCUAUAGUGGUCUAUUGGGCGGCGCCAAUGAUACGGGGGCCUAUAACAGUCAUCAGUAUUUGAAUGAAAUGCAUGGAUCGUCGUCGUCGCCAUCACCAGCAGCAGCAACAUCAGGAUCGUCAUCAUCAUCCUCAAAGAGUACUACACUGCCAAAGAUAUUACGUUCGAAACAGCGUGAUGUACACCAGUCCAGCCUAACUCCCUCGUCGAAUCUCAAUUGUAAUACAUCAUCUAAUGGUGGUGCAGCAGCAGCUUCGUCAUCGUCUACUUCGUCCUCCUCCAACAAUUAUGCGGUUUCGCAAUGUUCUAUGCCAGCUUAUCCCAAACAGUAUACUGCCAAUUCUUCCUCCUCCGCAAAUAACUCCUGUAACUCCUCCGCAAAUGGUGCCUCAUCUACUACUGCCAACAACAGCGAUUCGCAUUCUCAAACCAAACAAUUACCAGUUUGUACCACAUCCAAAAAUUGUCUAAAUCCCAAGGAGCAUUUUCUACCCAACGAUACCAGUUUGGAUGAUGAUUAUCUAAGCGAAUGUGAAAAUUGUAAAAUCGCCCAAAGCUCAAAAUACUAUUUGAAUGCGGAACAAUUGACCAGUGUUGGAGGUGGUCCCCAGGAGACAAUGACGCUACAGCGUAAAUCAUUGGAGGAAUGUAAAGAUGAGCCGGAAACAGGAUAUUAUCGUAUAUCGCAUACAUUGCCAACAAAUUCUAAAAAGAAUGCCCCCGUCAAAACUAAUAAUCGUGAUCAAUGGUUUUCAACUAUACCAGCUGCCAGUUCAUCGUCCGAAGAGGAUAUCAAUGAAUGAGAUUUAACACAUUUUCUUUAGUAUUUAAUAAAGACAUUAGAAAGAAAAUAA
Molecule: messenger RNA, 1701 nt
Organism: Musca vetustissima
Lineage: Eukaryota; Metazoa; Arthropoda; Insecta; Diptera; Muscidae
Exons: 3
Coding region: 1-1650 (549 amino acids)
Source: RefSeq, a predicted model, not a curated record